This is a messenger RNA of Funneliformis geosporum, 515 nucleotides long. Lineage: Eukaryota; Fungi; Glomeromycota; Glomeromycetes; Glomerales; Glomeraceae. The record is from the annotation of a GenBank genome assembly.
AAAACCACAAAAAAGAACUUUUAGCCAAAGUUAAGCCGGGCAUGAAGCCCAGUGAUAUUAAAAAACUAAAACGCUCCAAGUCGGCUAAUGAUUUACCUAAUUCUUUACCGGAACAAGAAGCCUUUUUGAAAGAACUUUGGCUGUUAUUACAUCCGCAAACUAAGAGUUUAUCUUUGACCGAACCAAUUAACCAAGAAGCACUAAAAAAGGCCUUGAAAGGCCAAUUAGACCAGCUAAAAGAACUUGGCAAUUGCCCACCGCAAGCCUUAUUAGCCGACCAGUUAAAAGAAAAGCAAACUGAAAUUGAAACUUUACGAGCUCAAUUAGAACAAAAAAGCACGGAAUUAACUCAAACUAAAAGCGAACUUGACCAAUCUCUGGAAGCUCGUUGUCGCUCUUUAACCACUUUUGGCCAUGAGCAUGAAAAAAGGAAUAAAGCCCAACAAGAGUUAAACGAAACGGUAGAAGAAGCUGCUAGUGAAUUAAAUAAAGGCAACCAAGAAACUAGCCGUUAA